CGGAGGGAAAACUCGGACCAAUGGGCAACCUCGGCAUCUCCAUCUGGGAGGAGCCUGAAACAUCGUCCCUCCUUCCUAGGCACUGCGCAUGCUCCGUAUUCUUGAAGCCGGUUCCGUUUAGUGAACCGGAAGUCGGGAAGUUCUGCAGUAAGAAAGAAAAAUGGCCGCAGAGGGGACCAGGUCUGUGCUGUUCGUCUGCCUGGGUAAUAUUUGUCGCUCACCUAUAGCAGAAGCAGUUUUUAGAAAACUUGUAGCUGAUCAAAAUAUUUCAGAUAAGUGGAUUACUGACAGUGCUGCUGUCUCUGACUGGAAUGUGGGGCGUUCCCCAGAUGCAAGAGCUAAAAACUGCCUAAGAAAUCAUGACAUUAAUACAUCUCAUAAAGCAAGACAGAUUACCAAAGAUGAUUUCCUCACCUUUGAUUAUAUACUCUGUAUGGAUGACAGCAAUCUGAGAGAUUUGAAUAGGAAGGUUAAUCAAGUUAAAAACAGCAAAGCUAAAAUUGAACUUCUUGGAAGCUAUGAUCCACAAAAACAACUUAUUAUUGAAGAUCCUUAUUAUGGAAAUGACUCUGACUUUGAGACUGUGUAUGAACAAUGUAUGAGGUGCUGCAAAGCAUUUUUGGAAAAAGCUCAUUAAGACUCAUAUUUAUUGCUGAAGGACAACAAUGAUUGACAUCGACUUAAAAAUGAUGUAUGUAUAUCAGUUGAUGUGUUAUUAAAGAGUAAUAAUGUACCACGGUUGGAGCCAUUGUUUCUUCAAUUUAUUUAAUGUUCAUAUAUUCUAAUUUUGAAAGAAUUAAAAUUACUCAUUAUAUUUGAAGCAAAAAUUGAUUAUAUCAAUUUAAUUUUCAAACUAGUCAGACCUCCCAAUUUGUUUCUCAAAUUAAAAAAAUGAAUUGGAUAGUAGAACAAACUAAAACUUGCAUAUCAAAACUAAGAAACUUCUAUAAUGCAGUUAUUUAUUAAGAAUAUUUAGUAGAUUUGACUAUCAGCUUGAUUUAUGUCUAAUUGGGAUCUUUAACAGGUAAAUUAAAACAUUUACCUUUAUGUCCUAGACAGUAGAAAAUACCUGAGGUCAUUGUGAAAGUUUAAAGAAAAGUGUAAGUUAGUACUUUAACAGUCUUUGAUGAGUAUAACUUAAUGAAAAACAAAUAUUUUUGUUCAUCUUGUAUUAUCUUUUAAAAUUUGGACUGUCCUUUAAAAUAAAUGCAACCUCUGCCUUAGGAGUUUGUAAUGUGAAUUAUACACAAAUAUAUACUCUAAGGUGAAAAAAUAAUGGGAGAGUAUGUAAUUAGUCUUUAGGACCUGAUUAAUCUCUUGACCUUUAUAUAUAGUGCUCCAAAAGUGUUAGUACAAUUUUAAGUCAUUAAAGCUUUUUGGACAUGCUACACAUCAGAACUUUGUUUCAAAGAAAAGUCAGUUUAUUGUACUUUGACUGUCAUUGUCUCCUUCAAAUUUAAAUUUUAUAACAUGAAGAAUAAUACUUUGCCAUAUCUUAUCUAUAUCAUUUGCACUGUUUUAUUUGUCAAUUUGAGAUAAAUUAUUUUGUUUUCAACAUCACCUAAAAUUCAAAUAUACACAUACAUGGAUAAUGAAAUACACUGAACAUUUGGGGUCAAAGGAGCAAUAAUUAUGCCAUAACAUGUGGUGAAAAUACCGUACCCAAAGAAAUUUGGAGUGUGCUAGUAGAUUUUCUUUCAAUGUUUUAACAAAUUUAUGUGUAUGUAUAAGUCACUUUGAAGGGAAUUGUUCUUUUUAAUUCAUUUGGAGACUUCACAAAAUUUAAUUAUUUUUAAAAUAAACACAUGAAAAUAUUUUGA
Messenger RNA from Monodelphis domestica (gray short-tailed opossum), 1820 nucleotides. RefSeq names its product acid phosphatase 1 (gene ACP1). Lineage: Eukaryota; Metazoa; Chordata; Mammalia; Didelphimorphia; Didelphidae. Gene Ontology annotation, cellular component: cytoplasm. Gene Ontology annotation, biological process: protein dephosphorylation. Gene Ontology annotation, molecular function: non-membrane spanning protein tyrosine phosphatase activity; acid phosphatase activity. The record is from RefSeq and is a predicted model, not a curated record.